Molecule: messenger RNA, 9432 nt
Organism: Zootoca vivipara (common lizard)
Lineage: Eukaryota; Metazoa; Chordata; Lepidosauria; Squamata; Lacertidae
Gene: RNF216
Product: ring finger protein 216
Molecular function (GO): zinc ion binding
Source: RefSeq, a predicted model, not a curated record
UUUCUGCCAUCAAGGUUGUGUCAUCUGCAUACCUGAGGUUGUUGAUAUUUCUUCUGACAAUCUUACUUCCGGCUUGGGAUUCAUCUAGUCCAGCCUUUCGCAUGAUGAAUUCUGUAUAUAAAUUAAAUAAGCAGGGAGACAAUAUACAACCUUGUCGUACUCCUUUCUGGAACUCUCUAGCUUUCUCCAUAAUCCAGCGCAUGUUUGCUAUUUGGUCUCUGGUUCCUCUGCCCCUUCGAAAUCCAGCUUGCACUUCUGGGAGUUCUCGGUCCACAUACUGCCUAAGCCUGCCUUGUAGAAUUUUAAGCAUAACCUUGCUUGAGUGUGAAAUGAGCGCAAUUGUGCGGUAGUUGGAGCAUUAUUUGGAUGUUAAUCCCCACUUAACUCCCCACGGAAUCAACACUUAUUAUUUGCUGACUCUCCUACUUUUCAGAUUCCUGCUUUUGGGCUCUCCGUGGGCAUCUGGUGGUGAUGGUCGUUGUCGUUAAAUUUCUAUACUGCCCUACAUCCUAUGAUCACAGGGCUGUUGACAAUAUAAAAGCACAAAAAUAUAUAACCUAGUAACAUACAAGAACAACACCCCACCCCCAGUUUAAAAGGCCAUAGGCAUAGAUUAUUUAAUUAACCAAAGGCCUGGGAGAAGAGGAAUGUUUUUGCCUGGUGCCUAAAGAUAUGCAACAAAAGUGCCAAGCCAGCUUCCCUGGGGAGAGCACUCCACUGCUGAAAAGCCCCGUUCUGGUGAUGCCAACCUCCGGACUCCUCACGGACGCAUCUCCACAGAAAACCUACCCUUCACCCUUCAAAAUUUAGGAAAUAUUCCCUGAGAAAAAUACACAUUAUUUUAGCGCACAGAACAGUCCCCAAAAAGCCACCUUGGCUCUCUUAAAUACUCUAAAUAUUUCUUCUACAGGAGGAGAUAUCUUGGAGAAACCUUUCCCAUCAGUGACUUGCAAAUCCUGUCUUAAGGGCGUACAUAUUUGUGUAUGAAUAGGGUGGGCCUGUGACCUGGAUCCAGGAUAAAGUAUUUACCAUCUCAAUGGCCAGACUGCCCACGUAAAGCAUUAUCAGGUGCUGUUGGCGGAGUGAGUGCCAUGCUCUGGAGUGCUUAGCUUUCUAACAUGGCAGAGGGAGGUGGAAAUGAAGAAGUGAUUGACUUGAACAGUUUCCGGAGCCACCGAGGGAAAGAUAGAAUAAACCACAGAGACGAGGGGCUUAUCACCAUAUCUGACUCCUCGGAUGAAGAAUUGCCUGUGAUGCUGGACAUUCCUGUUCGCCGGCAGUGGGAGGAUGAGGAAGACGACGUAGUCAUAUUGAUGGAGACAGGAGCGAAGAAGCUUUUGCGCUCCAAUGUGAUCAGACCAGCGGCUCCCUGGCAGAGUGCGAGCAAGUCGGGGGAAGGAGGAUCCAAGGGCGACAUGUUGCCAGGGCCCCACGAUGGACAGAAGGCGAGGACCACCCCUUCCCCAAGGCCGCCUGGCGCUUGGCAGAACUGCGCGAAGGCCGCUGGCAUGCUGCUGGGACGGCAGGAAAGCGAGAGCGAGGUCUUGGAACUGCCAGGAACCCCAGAGCCUGUUGGGCCGAGGGGGGACGGCGAUGGGGCUGUUCCGGAGCCUGGUCCCAGCGUGCCUCGGACGAGAGAGGCGAGACCCAGCGGUGAGAAGGAGGUCAUCAACUUGGAGGAGGUCUUGCUCACUGAUGAGGAAGGGCAGGAGCAGAGGGAGCCAGAGCUGCAACCAAGGCUGGCACCGCCGCUUGGAGGGACUGCCCGGUGCAUCCAGGAGAACAUGCGGCUGGACCACCCCUAUUUCCAGCCCGCUGAGAAGGAUGCGGGCCCUGUGGUCAACCUAAUUUCUCCUCAGCGAGGGCAGCGGGACAUGGACCUGGGCCCGCUGCCCAGGGCGUACCAGGAGGAGAUCCCUGGGCCUGCCUUUCCCAGGCCAGAGCCGCCACAGGACGGGAUCCCAGGCCCCGCCUCCCCACAGCUGGCUCACCCACCAGAAGAAGAGGGAGGUGGGCAGCAGGCAACGGUCAAUGAGCAGGCGGGCCCCUCUUCGCCAGCCCGAGGCCCCCCAGAUCCUGGUUCCGGCGACAUUCCCAAGCAAGGCACUGCUCCUCAGCUUGACAAAGACCUCUUUGCUCUUCUCAUCAGGGAAACGGAAGCAAGGUUCCCAGAUGCAACCAGAGAGUACAUUGAGGAUCUAAUACAGAAUAAAAACUGCUGUGACUUAAACAUACUUUGUAAUUUUCUUCUGGAAAAUCCAGAUUACCCAAAGAAGGAAGGCAGAGUGGUUUUAAAUCCAAAUAGCAGCCUCCUCUCCAGCCCAGAUGAGACAAAGGUGCCUAAAGUGGACUACUUUGACUUUUCCAAACUUGAACCGCUUGAUCAGCGCUGCUUUAUCCAAGCGGCUGAUCUCCUCAUGGCCGACUUCAAAAUGUUGAGCAGCCAGGACAUCAAGUGGGCGCUGCAUGAGCUCAAGGGACACUAUGCAAUCACACGAAAGGCCUUUUCGGAUGCCAUCAAAAAAUGGCAAGAACUGUCUCCUGAAACCAGCGGGAAGCGGAAAAGGAGGAAAGAAAUGAACCAGUAUUCCUACAUAGACUUCAAAUUUGAGCAAGGUGACAUGAAAAUAGAGAAGCGCAUGUUCUUCUUGGAGAACAAGAGGAGGCACUACAGGAGCUACGACGCGUGCGCUCUCUUGCCAGCCGUGCAGCUGGAGCAGGAGUUCUACGAGCAGAAGAUCAAGGAAAUGGCAGAGCAUGCAGAUUUUCUGCUCGCCCUGCAGGUAAACGAGGAGCAGUAUCAAAAAAAUGGCCAGAUGAUCGUGUGUUGCUGUUGCUACGGGGACUUUGCCUUUGAGGAGCUGACGCAAUGUGCGGAUGGACAUCUGUUUUGCAAGGAGUGCCUAAUCAAGUACGCUCAGGAAGCAGUCUUUGGCUCCGGCAAGUCGGAGCUCAGCUGCAUGGAAGGGAGUUGCACGUGCUCAUUUCCAACCAGUGAACUGGAGAAAGUGCUUCCUGAAAACAUCCUGUGCAAAUACUAUGAGCGGAAAGCAGAGGAGGAGGUGGCUGCUGCCUGUGCGGAUGAGUUAGUCAGGUGUCCCUUCUGCAGCUUCCCAGCUCUGCUGGACAAGGAUGUGAAGCGGUUCAGCUGCCCCAACCCUCGAUGCCGGAAGGAAACCUGCAGGAAAUGCCAGGGCCUCUGGAAGGAGCAUAUGAACCUCACCUGUGAGCAGCUGGCCGAGAAGGAUGACAUAAAAUACCGAACAUCUAUAGAAGAGAAGAUGACAGCGGCUCGCAUCAGAAAGUGCCACAAGUGCGCCACCGGCCUGAUAAAAUCCGAAGGCUGCAACCGCAUGUCGUGCCGCUGUGGCGCCCAGAUGUGCUACCUCUGCCGAGCCGCCAUUAAUGGGUACGACCACUUCUGCCAACACCCCCGAUCCCCAGGGGCCCCUUGUCAAGACUGUGCAAAGUGCUCCCUCUGGACAGACCCCACGGAGGAUGAUGAGAAGAUAAUCCAGGAGAUUCAGAAGGAAGCUGAAGAGGAGCAAAAGAGGAAAAAUGGAGAAAACAGUUUCAAGCGGAUUGGGCCCCCGGCAGAGAAGCCUGCGGAGAAAAUCCCACGGAUCGAAGCCAUCCCAAGGCCGGUCCCACAGAACCUUCACCACCAAAUGCCCCCGUACCCGUUUGUGCACCCUGCCUACCCGCUGAACAUGCCCCCCGUCCGCCCGCUCUACAACAACAUUGGCCACAUCAACAUGGGACCCAUCCCUGCCCCUUACGUGCCCCCCCUGCCCAACAUGCGGGUGAACUACGACUUCCCCCAGGUGAACCUGCCGCUGGAACACAACCUCCCCAUGCACUUUGGCCCGCAGCCACGGCACCGGUUCUGACCCGACUCAGGGCGGCGCCAGGACCUUGGGAAGUCUCUGCAGGGAAAGUCCACACACUGGCUGACGCAGCCCACCCCUCCCUCUCUCCUCCACUUUUCCAGUAAACGGCAAGCGCUGGACACACUCCUGGGCACCCCUCCGGUCUUCUCAUCCAACAUGGCAAGAUAAGCGCCUUCGCUGCCCAGUCUCUGUUGCAGGAAGUGGAAGGGAAGGGAGGCUUGCCCUGGCGCCCUUUUGCUUCCGCCGCUCGUCUAGGAAGGAGGUUCUCUGCUCAGUGAGGGGGUGCAGGGGGGCCUGUUUGGCAAGAGGCAACAACGACUUGGACCCACGUGCCAAAAACACAGUUUCUCUUGCCUGCCCAAACGGUGCUAAGAGCGGAAAGAAUUGGGUGGGAGCUUCAGCUCUGGCCGGCUACAGAUCUUGACCGGUUUGGUUGACGGGCAAAUUCAACCAUUGAUGGGAACCACCGAGGCAAGAAGAAGUUGGCAGAUGCGUGAAACAUCAGAUUGGCAGCUUCUGUGGCCCUCAGGUCAGGAUGAAACCCCAGCAGAGCUCUUCCCACCACAACCAUGUUGUGCCUUUGGCACAGGAGUCAGACGGGUUGCAGCUAACUAAGUCCUACUCAAGAGUAGACCCGUUUAAACCAGUGAGCCUAAGUUGGCUGUGUCCAUGAAGUUCAGUGGCUCCACUCUGAGCAGGACCAGCCUUGGCUGCAACCCAGCCUUCCCCAACUCCGUCUGUUGGUGGGUCGGGCUUUUCCAAGAGAUACUGGAGGCCUCUGAUUCUUCCGAGGUGCCAAACUGAGGACUUGCUGUCACUCAGCACAGCUCAAUGUAAGGUGAGACCACAUCUCUUUAAAAUGGACGCGGCUUCUGUGGCUGGAACAGUUCUUAAGUGUGUGAGCCAAACCUCUGGCACAGGGGCCUCUGACUUAGCAGUGGUGUGGGUUUUGGGUGCGUCGCCCCUACGACUGCUUCCUUCUGGGCUUUGCAAAGCCUUGUGGGUUGAAUCCUGGUACAGCUGCAGGGAGGGCGGUGGGGGUGGUGACAGGUCUGCAGUCCUUGGAAGGAAACGGAGCGUCGGUUGGCUUCGCAGGUGAGCCUCUGCCGCAUGUUGGGAGUACCUGCUGGCGGACUUGUCUAGUUGUGGUCCGAAGCACUCUUGGGCAUCUUGCAGGCUUGGAGGUUUCCUUACAAGUCAAGGAAUCCCCCCUGUGCACUUGCAAGGCAUUUCCAGCUCCUAGCCUCCGGAGGACCACCAUGGAUUCCCCACCCUUGGCUUAAGGGCUGUUUUGUACCAACGCCGGCAAGUGCACAGCCGGUUGCAGCCUGUCCUUCAAAGGCUCCCAUGUGCCUGAGCACUUCUGUGGAGUGAACUGACCCUCCACAUGACUUGCGGAACUCCAGAGCUCUGCAGUCCUGCCUCUGCACCAAGGAGGGGUCUCUGCUGCCAGAUACGGACCGCUUCUCGCAAAACGGCACGCCAGGUCCACCCACGCUGUAAGGCUUCUGUGUGGCGAGCGCUGCAGGAGUGAGCGCAGGAUCACAUCCUGUCCGCCUGACGUAACGCCACCCAUUUGAAACAGUUUCCCCCCGCAGAGCUAUGAACAUGGAUGCUCUCAUUUGCUAGGAUUAUGAGCAACUGCUUUGGAAAGAUAGCUGCCUCCAACUCCCCCUCUCACAAAAAAAUAAACCCAAGAGUUCCCAACCACCCUUUUGCUUAAUGAUAAGAACAUUUAGCAUUUACUCUUUGAAAUUCUGGGUCUGUUUUCCUUUUAGAAGUAUUACAAUAUAGCAUCUUUGGGGUGGAAUGAGGGCGUGGAACCAGUUCUGAGUUGGACUCUUCUCUCCCCCGACCUUCCCUUUUGACCUUUGUAGUCCUGGGACUAUGGGCCACAGACAAAGCCAAAUACGGCAGCUUCCCCCCCCAUUCCCUCUCUUCAUGUGUUGGCCCCCCUCCCCCUUGAAUGGAAGGGUGUUUGUGGAUUUGGGAGCUCCCUGUGGAUUUGGGAGCUCCACCAGGGCUCUGAAAACGGGCAAACCUUAAACCCUGAGAGACAAGCCAAACAAUUCUCCCACUAGCCGCGGGGAUGCCGUUGCCUCCUGCCCUCCCCUCUUCCUUUGCAAUACGCACCCGAGCACCACCACCUGUUUAUUUGGAAACUGAUCUGUUUCAGUCCCUCCCACUCAUUUAAUUUGGUGCUCUCCUGGACUGCAACGCCAGUCUCACCUGAUCAUUUGCCAGGCUGGCUGGGGGCCUGAGUCUGCAACAUCUGGAGGGCACCAGGUUGGGAAUGGCUGAGGGACUGUAUAGCAAAAGGCACCAUUAUGAAACAAUGACUCUCUUGCUGCAGAGAGAGAACAUCUUCCUGUAGGACAGUUGUGCAGGGAGGGAAGGUGUGUGAGCUGCGGGUGAAUCUGGCAAUACCUGCAUUUCAAGUUUGUUCCAUGUAACCUGUUGGCUUAAAAGUUUCAUUGCGUUAACUGUUCCAUGUUCACCGUAGUUUAAAAUCACGCUGUUCGUCGACACUGCUGCUCCUGUUCAGUGAUUCUUAAAAGGUGUCACGAUGCAGCUGGCCAAGUGCUCCUCGGUUGGUUUUUCUUCAGGUUUUGACAUUAGCACCUUAACUUUAAAACAAAAUAUUAGCCCCUCUUGUAUCACAGCUGUAGACAGAGAGGAGGCCUGUGGGUGCCAUCCUGCGGUUUAAUUGAUAAGAGAAGCUGCUUCUGCAUCGCUCCCCAUUUGUCCAUUGACACUGCCUUUCCAGGAUUGCUUCUGCCGUUUGCAUGUGGUGCCCAAGGACUCUGUUGCAGAGAAAGCCCAGCAGCACCGAAUCUUUCCCCAGUCUCUUUGACUACCCUUCCAUGGGUCUCGCUGGGAGGAGAAGCUCCUGUGCACUCAGAGCUCUGGGCCAGAUCCACUUUCUAUGCAGCAGGCACAAUUUCCCUGGGGAGGCAGCGUCCCCCAGGUUGCAAAUGAAGCGCGGGUGGCAUUCCUGCCCCCGCCGGCCCAUUCAUGUGCACACGGACAGUUGGGCCGGCACAUCCUGAUGGGGGUAAGGACCUUGCAUCCCUUUUCCUCUUGGGGAAUUCUGGUGCGCUCACAGUGGUGGCGUUGGCCGUGCAGAGUGCGGGGCUGCCCAGAGAGGCCAGCACUUGGAGGCAAAGCUCAACUUCUGGCAAGGAGCUUGACGUUUUUGCCAGCCUAGGCUGAAGAAUCGCCCUGGCACGUGCCAAGAGCCCUGGGUGCCUCUACCAAGAUGCUUAGAGCCUUCCUAGCGCUGAGCAGAUCCUUGCGCACCAAAAGCGUUUCCCUAUUGUUGGGCUGCUGUGCUCUCUUCCCUUUGCUUUGACCAGCUCACAUGGAGUUUAUCAUUGGUUAUCUCUAAACCGUAGCAUUUUGGAAGGUCUUUGUGGAUGUUUGUACUUGAGUGAAGGUAGCUGGGAGCAGGCAGAGGGGCAGUUAAAUCCGGCUGCUGUUGCCUUAGUACGACCGGAGACCUUUCAUUGCAGUUUUCUGGACCCCUGAGGCCCUUGGCCUUUCCCCAUCUUCCCAUUUUCUGUGCUGACUCUAGUUCGUAGCCUCCAUUCAUUCCAGGCUGCUUCCUGUAGAGAUUGAGACUUGGGUGUCCUGUUAGCCAGAGACUGGAAGCUCAGCUGUUGCUGUUCUUGAUAUCCAGUGGAUUUCAAAAGCCAUUUAGCAUGGAUGGGAUGGCCUAUUCCUCCACCCCCCCAUCUCCACUUGGUGCCCCUUUUAAUGAGGUUUUUUUGUUUUUGUUUUUUGACGGGUCUUCCUCUUUGCAUAGACAGAAUACUGAAGAAAGAUACUCACCCUGGUGGUGGCCUUGGUAGACUGACUGGCCCCUUAGCCUCUGUGUCCCAUCAUUCUAGUGCUCUGAGUAAAAUAAUUCUUUAAUUGGGGAUAAUCCACCUCUCUCGGGAAAUUGAGGCAUUUUCACUCAAAGGAGGGUGCUUUUUUACCGCAUCUGAAACUAAAACACUCUUUCCUCAUUCUUUGCCCACCCACGUGCAGUGGCGAGAACCUCUUGGGGUCCAUACGGACUUUAAAAAUGAUGAUUUUUGGCCUUGCUCAUUUUGAUGUGUAAGCCUGAAGCAAAGACCUCCUUAGCCUUUGAUCAUGAACAGAGAUGCCCGGGUCCAGCUCCUGGCACUUCUUGAACAGCCUUGUUCAAUUGCCUCCCCCCCCCUCCAGUGGAAGGGUGCCCUUUAGCAUUUUGCCUUUCUCUUUGCAACUUCUUGUUUGUAGUUGCACAACUUCAAUGAGCCACCCCAUCCCUUGAAGCGGAUUUUGGUCCUCGAUCACGUCCCGUGUUAAGAACACCACGUCGGGGAGAAAGGGCAGCCAUCUGCAGGGAAGAGGCCCACAGGUGGCAAGGAUUUCCUUUCUUGCAGGUAUUCCAGGAUGAAUCUUAACUUCGGCUAUAUGUUGAUUGCCUUUUCCAAGUUUCGCACAGGGAGAGCAUCACCUCUUUGCGAGGGGCUUUCUGAACUUUGGCCAAGGAAACUUUGCCAAACCUGUGUGUCUGACAUGGGAGAGCAUGGCCCCCACGCCACUGUGACGUAGCGUGAAGGCCGGCUUCUCACUGCGGUGGUUUCCUUCUGCCCAGGCCGCACCACCUGCGCAUGCAGCACGGCCUCUCAUGACAGAACACUUCUCUGCUCUUUUUUUUUAAAAAAAUCCUUCCACGCAUAAAACUAGCAAGCUCAAGGAUUCUAGCCUGCCCACUCCCCCCUGCCAUGUUGUUUUCCAGCAUAGGGGGAUUUUUUUGAUUUUUUAAAGUACCCUGAAGAGGUCCAGCCUGGAAAAAACCGCCUCACUGCGAGCUAGGACCGUUUAGCAUGGGUAACAUUGAAGUCCCUCGAGCUUGAGCCAGGCUUCCUGGACAGGGCGCCCUCCAGUUGUUCUGCACUACAACUCCCAUCAGCCCCAGCUAGUACAGCUGUGAGGAGUACCCAAUAUGGCCCUCCUUGCUGGGAGUUGCAGUGCAAAACAUCUGGCUGGACAGCAGUUAGCAAAGGCUGCUGUUGACAUGCCCCUGUGUGCUCCAGGUUAUUAUGAUCUCUUCUUUUGUAUUUGCAUUUUCCUUUGUGACUUUUUUUAAUUUAAAAAAAAUCAUCUCUCUUUACGGGUAGACACAGGGAAGUGUGUAUUUUGUACACCCCAAGCUUGACAUUUUAACAGGUACUUUCUAUUCUCAAAUUUGCAGUGUCACAUUUAACUUGCCUUAAAAGGUGGAGAGAGAAAUCUAGUAUUUGCACUUAGCAAAAAGAAAAAAGAAAGAAAAGAAAUGGAAAAAAAGAGAGCAAACGCUAUUGAGGGAAAAUUGUGCAUGUCCUGCAACUUUGUAUAACAAUAGCUUAAAAAUGAAUAAGUGGUUUGUUUAUUAAUAAAGAAAGGAAAAAAGAAUAUUUUUUUCUUUACCUUCUGGUAGGAAACCGUUCUAAUAUUCUGUGUGUAAAAAGUUUCUGUAUUAUAUUGUAAUUUGAAUUUUUUGUAAUUAAAACAACAACCUUGUGCACUC